This is a messenger RNA of Amyelois transitella, 1320 nucleotides long. RefSeq names its product cuticle protein 3 (gene CPR34). Gene Ontology annotation, cellular component: chitin-based extracellular matrix. The record is from RefSeq and is a predicted model, not a curated record. Gene Ontology annotation, molecular function: structural constituent of chitin-based larval cuticle. The coding region runs from base 43 to 723 and encodes 226 amino acids. Lineage: Eukaryota; Metazoa; Arthropoda; Insecta; Lepidoptera; Pyralidae. The transcript has 4 exons.
ACCACGUGCCCCGGCGUCGCACGUCUUAUCACACAUACAACUAUGAAGCUCCUGGUAGUAUCUUGUGCAGUCCUGUCUCUAGCGGCAGCUCUUCCUCAACGAAGAGUGUCGUUGAGACCGCAGCCAGAGCCGCAACAACAAAUCGAUGACCAACAACAGGCAGAACAGAACUACAACGCUUACCAACAACAACCUCAGGAAUUUAGACAACAACAGCCCCAGCAGCAACAACAACAAGAUUAUCAGCAACCACAACAGUACAGGAAGCCUGUUGAUGACUUCAGAGGCAAAAUUGAGUUGGAAACUACUACGUUCAUCCCUAUUAUUCGUUUUGACAAAGAGCAAGGCACUGAUGGGAGCUAUAAAACUGCUUAUGAGACCGGAAACAACAUCCAGGCCGAAGAGCAAGGCUACCUGAAAUCAGUGGGAGACAACCACGAUGCUCUCGUCCAGCAGGGAACUUACACCUACACAGCUCCUGAUGGCCAAGUCAUCACUGUCGAAUACACUGCUGAUGAGUUCGGAUUCAGAGUAAAGGGAGACCAUAUCCCAACACCACCUCCAGUAUCUCCCGAAAUCCAGAAAGGUUUAGACCUCAUAUACGCUGGAAUUAAAGCUAACCAGGAGCGUGCUGCUUUAGAAGCCAAGAACAACCCAGAAGCCGCGCGGCAGCAAGAAGAAAGGGCAGCACUUGACUACAAAGGGCAAUACUACCAACAAUAGAUAUAUAUUUCUUAGAAUUAAGGACAAAAUUGUGUACACAUUGACACAAUCAAGCUUGGAUUGUGACCAUCUGUUAUUUUAGCACUUUUUGGUUAAGUAAACAUGCAUUUGCGUGUUUCAACGCACAAUUUAAAUUACGUGGUUACAAUUCAAGGUUGAUCGUGACUCCUGUUAAUUUUAUUAACUGGCGACGAAGGUACUUCAAUAUUUCUAUGUUAGAUUUUUUUUAUUUUCUAAUCCAUAUUCGACAGUAUUAUGAAAUAGGAAGCUAAUAGGAACCAAUAAAUGCAACAACAAUAUCUUGUAAAAAAUGUUUUGUAUCUAAAGAAGGCGUUUAGACGAAAAUAAUUCUUUUUUAUCAAACCCCUGAAAGUAUUUUUUUCUCCUAAUUAAGUUUCCUAUUGAUGUGAAGUAAUGCAUGCUUUGAUUGUUAAGUGGUUAAACAUAACAACAACGGUAGCCCUACACUACGUGACCAAAAUUCUCUUAGGAAACCGCAAGAGUUUUCAAGUAUUUUCAAUUCAGUACCUAAGUCCAACUUUUUUUUAAUGUGAUAAAAAAUUUGUAUCAUAGUUAUGUGUUCAUAUUUUUAUACUU